Messenger RNA from Penicillium macrosclerotiorum, 954 nucleotides. Its product is annotated as alpha/beta fold hydrolase. Lineage: Eukaryota; Fungi; Ascomycota; Eurotiomycetes; Eurotiales; Aspergillaceae. The coding region runs from base 1 to 954 and encodes 317 amino acids. The transcript has a single exon. The record is from RefSeq and is a predicted model, not a curated record.
AUGGCCAACCUUGAGAAAAUCUCCCUCUUGACAAAACCCAAGGCACAGAUUAGUUAUGCCUUCCACUCUUCCACCUCUACUUCCAGCCCAGCGCUGGUCGUGUUCUUGAACGGCCUGGGACUUCCACAAGUCGCCUGGAAUCCUACUAUUUCCAUCUUGAAAGAAACGAAUAAAGAUAAUGGCACUCCUGCUAUGCUCACCUAUGAUCGAUUUGGUCAAGGUCAAACAACCGAUAGAGAUCCCAAUGAUGAGAAUGCUGCGGAUCCGAUGCAUGGCCAUGAUACUAUGAGUGCAGUGCAGGAUCUGCGUCAGCUUGUCACCCAAAUUGCUCAAGAUCGGAUGGAAAUUUCAGAUAUCGCUACUUUGCCUAUCGUUUUUGUAGCAAAUUCUCUGGGAUGCGCAAUCGCUCGCUUAUAUGCCCAGGAAUACCCAGGCACUGUGGCGGGUCUAUUACUCCUUGACAGUGUCUUGGCCAAUUCAGACUUCGUGUCGAUAUUCCCUGACCCUGACAGUGAAGGUUUUGAUGUCAAAUCGAUUCCGUCGGAUAUCACUCCAGAUUCCCUGCGUGGUGCGCGUGAACGAGCACGCCGAAUUUUCCACCCAGACGUCGGCAGCAAGGAGGGGCUGAGCCGGAAGAAUUUGAGAGACUUGUUACCUGCAAGCGACGCCCCCGCGCUAAAGGGACCCGGGGGCCGGGGGCCAUUUGUCACUGUUGUUGGCAAUGACUUUGAGGCCUUUGCAGAGGAGUCAUCCAAAAUGGGCGUACCGAAGCCAAUCACCUUGACGUACAGCAAACCAUACUGGCAAAAGUACAACGAGGGAUUGGCAAAGAUUACGGAGGUCGAGAGGAGCAAAGGCCCUCUUAUAGCACCCGGGGCUGGCCAUUUUAUCCAGAAAGAUAACCCGCAGUUUGUUGCACAGGAGCUGGCGGAAUUGUUAUUGAAGGCGCUUUAA